Dissoconium aciculare CBS 342.82 is the source of this 1009-nucleotide messenger RNA. RefSeq lists its product as uncharacterized. The transcript has a single exon. The coding region runs from base 186 to 752 and encodes 188 amino acids. The record is from RefSeq and is a predicted model, not a curated record. Lineage: Eukaryota; Fungi; Ascomycota; Dothideomycetes; Mycosphaerellales; Dissoconiaceae.
CCGAAGUGAUUCCAACGGCGUAUCUCGGUCGGUGAGGGGACGGAUCGGCAGUUGGGCCGCCCAUCACGGAUCGAAGCCAUACUCACACUGAUGGGUGUUGAGCGAGACAUGCGACACACGACAAAGCGCAACGAUGGGUGCGCCGGCGGGCGAAAUGGCCAAGCCCUCUAUCGUCGGUCUGAAUCAUGCGUCUUUCAAUCUCCACACAUUCCCGCUCUCCCGCUGUAGUGAUAAUGAGUACGGCAUCCUUCCUCAUGCUGUACACGGCAUAUACACAAGCGAAACUUCCGUCUGCGACAUCCUUCCUCGAGGAGCCAUCCCCGUCUCAUACCUUGGCGAGAAAAAAAUCUCGGCGGAAUCACAUAGCAGUCCCGCGCUUGGGAACAGACCUGCAUGGCUGGGGAUCUGCGAUGGGCCCCUUCUCAGCAGAGCACCUGCAUAUUAAUCAUUCGAGGCGUGGAGGGAGACAAUGGGGGUUUCAUGCGGCUUCUCAUUGGCCGAACGGAGCAAUUGCAUGCUGGCCACCUUGCCGAAGCUCUUUGGCCGUGGCGCAUGUGUGGUUCUGGAUCUGGUGCUGCACCCGAAAUCUGGUCAUCAAUCGUUCCCUACGCACAUCCAUCGGACAGGGUUGCGGAAUCAAGCUUGGAGAUGAAGAUACGUGCUUACCGCCAAGUUCAGAUGUCACGCAAUCUUGGUAUCGCGCUUCUCUACCACUGAAAGGGCACAAUCGAUGGGAUUCCAGGCGUGUAUAAGAUACACUCCGGCGACCAGGUUACGAACCCGUAGGAACAUAGUCCGACUUCCAUUAACCUUGGAACGCGUGCUUGUGUCAAUCAUUUCCUAUGUUGAUCUGGAGCGAGCUACGAACGCACAGCAUCUCUAGUUCCCUUCUCUAGUAAAUUCGAGAGACAUGGCUGGAAGUGCUAGCGGGUGAUAUGUCUAUACGUGUGUACCUAUGCUAUACACUUCGGAGACUACCUAGGUAGAUAUUCGGUCCCAAGCACAGGAG